CCUUAUUCCCGUCGAGUCAAUUGACCCUCACGAUUCUGCCUACGGUCCCAGCUGAAGCCAGCGUUUGAACUUUAUUAUUACCUGUUUGAAGGACAUGGGUUACAUUGGAAGCCAAAUAUAACUAUAGCUGCUCCUCCCUACCCCCCAUCCCAUUCCCUCAUCGUCUGCAUACCCGACGGAAACACCCAUAAUUUACCAGUCGCCUGGUGCUCUGUACGGUACACACGCUUGAGUUGUCAACAUGAGCAUGUCGCGUGCGCUAUCCCUUCCUCUGCGGAGGGCGUCUGUCACUUCUCCUAUCCUGCGUUUGUCACCAUCAGCUUUCACAGCUACUAGAGCUUUCUCGAGUUCGUUACGACGUGAUGAUACAUGGGGGUUUAUCGGAUUAGGACAAAUGGGCUACGCCAUGGCCAAGAACUUACGCGCUAAAAUCCCCGCAUCCGACACACUAAUCAUCCGCGACAUAAACGAAAACACCGCCAAAAGAUUCGUCGAAGAGAACGAAGAAGCUGUCCGGAACAGUGGAGCCAAGGAAGGCACCUCCAGGGUGCUUAUCGCCCAAAACGCGCGAGAAAUAGCAGAACAAUCGACAGUGAUAGUCACCAGCCUUCCAGAACCCGAGCACGUCAAGAAUGUCUUCUACUGUAUGCUCCACCACGGCGAGCUCCCGGCCCUAGAAAAGGAGCGCUUGUUUAUCGACACCUCCACAAUCGACCCAGCCUCGUCCAGAGAAAUUGCCAAUGCAAUCCACACAACGCGCCAAGGGCGAUUCGUCGACGCCCCGAUGUCAGGUGGAGUAGUGGGCGCCCGUGCCGGCACGCUAUCCUUUAUGUUUGGGGCUUCAUCGCAGACCGGCGAGCUUGUCGAUCGCGUUCAGUCCGUUUUGAUGCUAAUGGGCAAGAAGGCCUGGCACAUGGGUAAUUCGGGAACAGGUGUCUCCGCAAAACUAGCCAACAAUUAUCUCCUGGCCAUCAACAACAUUGCUACCGCCGAAGUUAUGAAUCUGGGAAUCCGUUGCGGGCUCGACCCCAAGGUCCUGGCCGAUAUGAUUAACACGUCGACUGGUCGCUGCUGGCCGAUGGAAAUCAAUAACCCAGUACCGGGCGUGGUCGAGACCGCGCCAGCGUCGCGCGAAUAUGCCGGUGGUUUUGGCAUUAGUUUGAUGAAUAAAGAUCUUCGACUGGCGAUUUCCGCUGCGGAGGAGUCUGGUACUCCUCUCGCCCUGGCCGAUAAGGCCCGGGGGGUGUAUAAAGCGGUGGAAGAUGAGCAUCGAGGUAAGGACUUUUCCGUGGUGUACAAAUGGCUACAAGAACAGUCAGCUACUCAGUCGUAGUAAACUAUGAUUGGACUGAAAUUGGUUAUUCUUGGUUGAUAUUCCUUUAGCGUGGCACUGUUUUGGGAACCCUAUAUAGUUUUUGUGUUUUUUUUUUUUUCUUCCCCUUUACGUUCUAUGCGAUGAUUUAUGCAGCCGAGUUAGAAUUGCAUUUGCGGGCAAUUGAACAAACAUUACGAAAUUAUA
Molecule: messenger RNA, 1519 nt
Organism: Aspergillus caelatus
Lineage: Eukaryota; Fungi; Ascomycota; Eurotiomycetes; Eurotiales; Aspergillaceae
Product: 6-phosphogluconate dehydrogenase
Exons: 3
Coding region: 242-1333 (363 amino acids)
Biological process (GO): L-valine catabolic process
Cellular component (GO): mitochondrion
Molecular function (GO): NADP binding; NAD binding; 3-hydroxyisobutyrate dehydrogenase activity
Source: RefSeq, a predicted model, not a curated record